This is a messenger RNA of Hypanus sabinus (Atlantic stingray), 11892 nucleotides long. RefSeq names its product leucine zipper protein 1 (gene luzp1). NCBI's taxonomy places the organism in Eukaryota, Metazoa, Chordata, Chondrichthyes, Myliobatiformes, Dasyatidae. Bases 656 to 3829 code for a protein of 1057 amino acids. The transcript has 4 exons. The record is from RefSeq and is a predicted model, not a curated record.
ACUGGGACUUGGAAGUUGUCCCUCCUCCCUCAGCCCGACCAGCCCCGGCUGCUUCCUGCGGUAAUUCCUGAAACCUGAAUGUUGUUUCAGUCCUCGUUCUGCCCGCUGGAGCGACCUGCCCCAAACCUCGAGGCCACUCGAGGCAAAAUGUGAAUCGAGCGCUCCAUACAUGGGCAUGGGCUGACGUCACCGCCUCAGGAGGCUGUCGCUUUCGCACGCAUUCACCUUUCAUUGUUGCGAGGCGCAUUCUUCUCGUAUGUUGGACGGGGGAGUGUGUGAUGGGCGAAUCCACCCACACACACACACACACACACACUUUUUUACGAGCAGGGGAGGGAGAAUUGGACUCAGGGCUGCGAGCGCACUACUCACGGGAGUUUAACGCGGCGGGACCCGCUCCGGGACUUGCAGCUUGAAAGGUUAAAAUGCUUUUGAUGCUACAAGAAGCUUUUCAGACUCAAAGGCAUAAAAGGUUUGGAACAAAACAGGUGAAAAUCGUGCUGGCGCCAUUUUCAACACUUGAGAUAUAAAGCCAGAAGAGGCGACCGAUAAAUGCCCAGAGAAGGGGGGAAAGGCUUUUGGACAGAGAUAUAAGUUAUUUUGCAACCUAGCUAAUCCCUCCCCAGUCUGAACUUGGCCUUUAGAAGGGGGAGUAAUGACUGACAUGAUGAACCUCAAGGAGACGUCAACUCGUCAGCUGAGGCUUAAGCUGGCCAGUUUGGCACGGCGGGUGGAUGAACUGGAGGAAGCCACUCGAAGCCUCCAUCGGAUGGAGGAUGAGAUUAUGGACCUGCAGGACAAGGUAAUUCAGGGCGAGGGCAGCAACUCCAGCCUCCUGUCCGAGGUGGACGUCCUACGCAAGCGUGUCCUUGCCGUCGAGGGGAAGGACGAGGAGGUGCGGAAGGCCGAGGACAUGUGCAGGAACUUGAAGGAGAAGCUGGAGGCGGAGGUCAAGCUGAGCAAGGACCUCAAGGAGGAGAUUGAGAAGCUGCAGGACAGGAUGGCAGAGCUGGAGAAGCUGGAGGAGGCGUUUAACAGGAGCAAAUCGGACUGCACUCAGCUGGGCCUGAGCCUGAACGAGGAGAAAAACCUGACCAGGAAGCUGACGUCCGAGCUGGAGAUGCUCCGCGGCAGGGUAAAAGAGCUGGAGUCCUCGGAGAACCGACUCGACAAAACAGAAAAAUCCAUCAUCGAGGAACUGGAGAAGUUAAAGUCUCUAACCGUCAUCCUGGCCGAGGAGAGGAAAAGCAUGAGUGAGACGCUCCAAGAGAACGAGCAAGUUAUACAGGACCUGACAAUGAAAUUGGAAAUGAAUAACAGAUUAAACACGGUGGAUCACAGCAAGAACUCCUCGAACCUUCGGACGAACGUCAACGAGAAGACGUACGGUUAUUCAGGGGACCGAGGUGAUCUCAGGAUAGAGGAGAAAAUGACCUCUGGCCUCUCUUCCAAAGGAACCUUGGGGAAGGGAGGGUUGGACACUCUGACUAUAACACACAACGUAGAGCUCAGAAACAAAGAGACCCAGGGAGGCCAGGAGGACAACAAAGUUAAGGAUCUCACUCAAGAAAUAGAGAGGUUGAAGAAGCGCCUCACCUUCCUCGAGAUGGUGGAGGAGGACCUGAAGAAGACUGAGGCGAAGCACAACGAGCUGCAGGAAAAGUACCUCAACGAGCAGUCUCUGGCCAAACUGCUGGGCAGCCAGAUCGAGGAGCUGAAGCAGCAGAUGACGAGGGAGAAAGCCCUGAGGAACGGCGAGACCCCGCAGCAGGAGGCGCGCAUCAGGUCCCGGCAGGACAAACCAAAGUACAAGGGCCUCGCGGCAGAGCCGCAGGUCCCGAAAGAGAAACCUCAGGAGGUUUCAUCACAGCCAAGGUCCCAGAGGGAGAAACCCAGGAACCGAGACUUGUUGCUGGAGGACAGCAGCACGGUAAAGAGCUAUAGGCGCCCCCUCAGUCCCAGUACUGGUAGACGCUUUCAACGGUCAUCUUCAAACCCGAGGGUCACAGCUCCCAGUGAGAAGAAGACCGAGGAAAAGGUUUCUGCACUCUGCUCCGAACAGAAGGAUCAGGAGCUGCACUUGGAAAAAAGUAGGAAGAUGAGGGAGCCUCCGUCAGUGCUGAGUCGCUACCCUCCUGCGGCCAACGAGUCCGGUGUGAAGAGACCCUGGGGUGCUCAGAGUAAGCAGAGCAUCAAUGGACCCAAGGGCAAAUUGGAUAGAGAUGACGGGGAGCUGGAGCACUCUGCCCUCUCGGACAGACAGAGAAAGGCGCUGAACUAUUCCGGAGUUUCCGAGAGUGAGAAACCGGCGUGUCAGAAUGACGUCAAUGGCUCGGGUGAAGAGCUCUUAUCCACCAGUGCUCCCCCUGCCCUUCAGAAUGGAAUGAUGGCCUCGUACAGGAACCUUGCGGCCUCCCCGCCUUCCUACAACGAAGCCAAGAACUCCUUCGUGGUCGAGUUCGAGGUGCCCCUGGCUACCGACCACGAGCCCGCGCCGGUGGAGAAACCCCAGUCCGACCCGGGGGUGGCAUCAGGAGGCUCGCCCGCGACGGCAAGGCCCCGGCGGUCGAAGUACCUGCAUUCCUCGAGGUCCCAGGACCUGGGACUGGAGUACACAGCCGUGAAGUGCUGCCCGGAGGAGGACCCCCUCAGGUACAAGCGCGCCGAAGCGGCCGCGGCGGAAGACGCGGCCGCCAGCCAGAGGGCGGGCCCGGAGCUGAAGAGGGUGUGCAGCCCUCGCGAAGGCCUGCGGUCUAAAGCGAUCAUUAAGCCGGCCAUCAUCGCCAUCGACAAGAAGGAAGUGAUGACGGCUGGGGGGGAGCCGGGCGCCGGGGAGCAGCGGCUGUCCCCCAAAGCCGCGCCGAAUAAAGUAACCAGCAGCAUUGUGAUACUUCCGUCGGAGUUGUCGUCUCAGAGGGGGGCCGCGGCGCCGAAGGAGAGGCACACCUGCACUAGCAACAUCACCAUCGGCUCCAGUGAUGUGUCCGUCCAGAGGAGCAACAUCAGCAUCCCGUACGAGAUAUCCAUCUGCCGGAGCGACAUCGUGAUGAAGCCCACGGAGUCGGACAGCAGCGAGGAGGACGAGACGGAGUCCGUGUCCGGGAUCUCCGUCGGCAGCGGGGUCACGGCGAGGUCUUCCGAGGCGGCAGACAACGAUGGCGGCUGCAACAGCAACAGCGUCGCUUCCUACAGGUCGAGGAGGAGCCGGCUGGAGAUGAGGAACACCGACCCGGCGGAGAGGGGCGCCUGGAGGAGCAGCCGCGCGGAGCUCCUGAGCGAGCCCGCCAGGCUGGAGGGGGAGCUGGGCCUGGACUACUCCCGGCUGGCCGCCCGCAGGGCGAGUCGCCAGGGCGAGGCGGCCGAGCGUGGCGGCAAUGGGACCACGUCCGAGGGGCAGGCCGCGAGGCCGAGCAACGGCUCGCACGCUUCGGACACCGUGGAGUUCCGGAGGGGCGCCGCGAUGGAUCCCAGCCGGAGUUACGUCAGCGUGGCGGAAACGGUUACCCGAAGGAAGCAGAGUGCUUCAGUGGCGUCCAAAGUGGCCGACUGGAACAACAGCUGUUCUCAGUCAGUACAGGACAGCUCAGACCUCCUCUCCGCACUCAACUCCAGCGUGAUGUCCAAGAGGAAGGAAGUGGCAAAGCAGAUCCUGUCGGAUCUCGUCAUGGAGAGGGCACCGAGGACCGAGGCCGCAGGCAAGAGGCAAUCAGUGAAACUUGAACUGAGGAGGAAUGCCGAGAGCAGCCCUACCCAUCAGGGUGGGGCCAGGACAGAAGAGCGGACCGCUGUCGGUAUCCUCUCCCAGAUAAAGAUGACCUCGAGACGGUGAAGCUUCUGAUAUCGAUUUUCAAAAUCGCACUGCAGUUUUUUUUUGUGUCGAUAAGGCACUGCACAAGCUUCUGCAGUAUAGGGUUCAUUUUCAUCCUGUAUACUCUGUGAAUCAUAUUACACCUAUAUUUUUCUAGAGACGAUCGUGUUCAGAAGAAAUUCUAACAGCUGCUUGCAGUAGACAGGGAAAACAAUCGCAAUUAUUCAACUCAGGGGAAGGAGAGGUGCCCCCCCCCCCCCUUCCACUGGCACAGAAUGAGCCAAAGACAGAGACUGUGAUGAAUUCACCGUGCCUUUGUGCAGAAGGACACUUCAAUCUGUGCCAUUCAUUCUGGGAGAGGGGAAGAAUCAGGAAAUCCAGAUAGUUGCAAUAGAGGCAAGUUCAAAGCUAGUGCAGUCAUUAUUAGUUACUUCCCUAGGUGAAAGCUGUACAAAUCUGCAAAUCUUAUUUGAAAGUCUGAAGAAGCUCAGUAAGUAUAAAAUUUCCAGUGUAUAUCAGUGUUCUGGAUAAGCAGCCAGUGUGUGUAUAUAAUCGUUCUUUGUAUUUGGUGAAAGUUUUCUUUUAACAGAGGAAAAAAAAAGAUUUUAAAAAGAAAGUUUUUUUUAAAAAAAAAGAACCAGGAGUGACUCGGUAAAAGAGAAUAUGCAAGAGAACCCCAGUCGCCAGUUUGUUGCACGUAUGUCACGGGAGGAAGUUGGAAUGGCUUCUGGCAAGAAUCCUGAAGCUAUCAGGGAUUCAGGCACUCCACGUUGUUCGUAGCACCUGAAAUAAUUCUGUUCCUCUCAUUCCCGAGGAUAUUCUUGCUUCUGCUUUCAUGUGUCGUUCUUACAGUGAGCUAAUUGAAUACAGAGCCUCGCUGCUUUGCAUCUGAAGGUAACCAUUUGUCAUCUAACUUUCUCCUUCCUGGUCGUUCCUUAGUCCAGCUGCAUCAAACUCAGUGCUCUUUCCCAGUAUUGUACAUUGUUACGUAUGCCCCGCUCCUGUGCAGGAGAUGGGAAAGGUAGGGCGUCACUUAGUAAGGCUUAACCUCGCUUAAACCGUGUCCAGCACUGAACAGCCUGAAAUCGCAGUGCGAUUUGCUGAGGAAAGAGAAGCUGUGAAUAUCAGGGGGUACAGAUAAAGCACCAAGUGGCAAGUACUUCAGGCGUCUGUUAAAUCCACUGUAGCACUUGUGUAACACAUGCAAGAUGCUGGAGGAACUCAGCAGGUCAGGCAGAACCCUCCCUACUGCUGCACGGGCUACCAACAACAGCUCUCCAGAGUCCUCUGUGCCGGCCAGUCUCUCACGCUGUCACCGGGUGUAGCCCACCUUCCUGGGGUUAUUUUUUUCUCUUCCUCUCCCAGGGAUGAGGUCUUUGGAGCUGCGGCUGAUGUUUCUGUGGCUCUGGGUUUUUCUGGGAUGGGGGUAGCUGGUCCCAUGCCCAACCCUCCUUUUGUAGCCAGGCUUGGAACCAUCCGUGGUGGAGUUUGGACGAGAGGUUUCAGCCCAAAAUGUUGGAUGUUUAUUCCCCUCCCCUUCUGAGUUGCCCUGGAUUUCCAGCAUCUGCAGAGCCUCGUGUUUAUGAUUCAUAGCACUUGUGUCUUCUUCUGUCAUUAUUCCGUUAAUUCCCCAUUUUCUCCUAAUUCCCUUUGAUUGUGACACACCUGAUUGUCAUCUAGACCUGCAGCAUAAAUAUCCCGGCUUUGCAUCCACUCAUCGCCAGAUCGUUGUAUCAGCCAGUGUGGUCAUUCAAGUUCCCGGCCGCUUAGGAUUGUGUUUUCUAAGUUUUAUGUCAGUACCGGGGUUUGCCUGUGUAACUCUGUCUCUCCAUGUCAAAAUAAGUAUUGCCUACCAUUUGUCUUUCCAUUUGCCAUUCCGUACCAAGAUAAGUGUUGCCUGCCGCCUGUCUCCCGUUUGCUGUUCAGCUCUCACCACACUCACACCCUCGUCUGCAUCCUAUCUCUAUCUCGGUGCCUGUUCCUCCUCCGGCUGGGAGGAGGCAUGGUCUAGACAAGGACCGGCACUGGAUAAGCAUUCUGCUUUCAGCUCCCUCUUGAUAAAGCACACCAAAACAAGAGGCUGGUGUAAACGUGGCAUCCGUUUAACCCCAGCAACCUGAGUUUCUCACUUCAGUGUUCAAGCAGCGAGGCAAAAAGGUGUACUUCCAAGUAAUUAUGCUUCUCCCCCCCCCCCCACCCCCCCAGGAUAAGGCUUUAGUCCACCACUUUAUGCAACUCAUCCAAAAUCCGUACCCCGGGUUUGGAUUUGAACCGGGGGAGCGAGUUGGUCACGGUGGCUGCAGAACCAGGCUGUUCGAAGUAGGCUAGACUUCCCUUAGCACAGGGGUCCCCAACCUGGGGUCUGUAGACAUCUGGAUUCUCGCCCUCCCUCUCGAGAAUAACCUGCACCCGAUCUGAGAUGUCCUGGACCCCAGCACCAGGGAAGCAACAUACCAUCCGAGACUCCCGAUCUUCCCCACAAAAUCUCCUAUCCACUCCCCUGACUAUAAAAUCCCCUAUCACUACCGCUCUCUUCUCUUUCCUCCUCCCCUUCCUAGUCGAGGGUCCAACCUCAGUGCCAGAGACAGGACCACUGCAACUUGUUCCUGGUAGGACAUCCCCACCAACAGUAUCCAAAACGGUAUACUUAUUAAGGAGAUUGAGAGGGGAUCUGAUUGAAACAUUUAAGAUUAUUAAGGGAUUGGACAAGAUAGAGGCAGGAAAUAUGUUCCAGAUGCUGGGAGAGUCCAGUACCAGAGGGCAUGGUUUGAGAAUAAGGGGUAGGUCAUUUAGGACAGAGUUAAGGAAAAACUUCUUCUCCCAGAGAGUUGUGGAGGUCUGGAAUGCACUGCCUCGGAAGGCAGUGGAGGCCAAUUCUCUGGGUGCUUUCAAGAAGGAGCUAGAUAGGUAUCUUGUGGAUAGGGGAAUCAAGGGAUAUGGGGGCAAGGCAGGAACCGGGUAUUGAUGAUCAGCCAUGAUCUCAAAAUGGUGGUGCAGGCUCGAAGGGCCGAAUGGUCUACUUCUGCAACUAUUGUCUAUUGUCUAUUGUUCCUGAAUACCCUCCUUCAGCUAACGCAAAGAUUUGCCAGUAUUCCCACUACUGAUGCCAGAUUCGUACCUAAUAUCUACAGAAUAGUACACAAAUUAAGUCAAUGAGAACGACAGCACAUGAACAGACCCUUCGACCUAUCUGGCACUGGAGUCCCACUGACUCGCACCUGGGCCGGAGUCCGCCAUACCCCCCCCCACCCACAUACAUAAACGACGCAAUUGAAGCUGCAUCCGCCACUUCUGUUCACUUGCGCCAUCGAUGAGCGCAGAGGUUCCCCUUAAGUCACCUUUCGCCCGUAACCCGAGGCCUCUAGUUGUAGUCCCUUCCAUCCUCAGUGGCACAGUGGUGUGGUGGUCAGCGGUACCGGUGACACGGGUUCAAUUCCCGCUGCGGCCUCUGUGGAGUUUGUGCGAUCUCCCCGUGACUGCGUGGGUUUCCCCCCACAAUACAAACCCUUACCAGUUGGUAGGUUAAUCGGUCAUUGUAAAUUGUUCUGUGAUUAGGCUAGGGUUAAAUUGAGGGCAGCUGGGAGGUGCGGCUCAAAGGGCUUAUUCUGCACUGUAUCGCAUUAAAUAUUAUAAAACACACAGGGAGUUCUGCAGAUGCUGGAAAUCUUGAGCAACACACACACACAUACAAAAUGCAGGAGGAACUUGGUCAGCCGUUCAGACGACACAUGCUUCUUGUCCCUUAGCUCCCAGUGGAGCAGAGUGAUGACCUCCCAUCUUCAUCAUCCAAAGUCAAUGGCAUAGCUGGAAUCCAAAGCUUCUACAAUCCACUGGUUCACCAGAGCCCUGCUGGGUGGCCUUGCCCGUUCCCACCUCUCACGACGGGGUCAUAGGGUGGGGAACAGAUGGUCGAUGUCUCUGGACCGAGACCCUUCAUCUGAUCUGGAAAGUAAUGGUGCAGAAGUCAGAAUGAGCAGGUGGUGAUGGGAGUACAAGCUGUUGGGUGAUUGGUGAAACCAGGUGAGGGAAGGGCAGUGGGUGGGAGUGGCAGAGUUGAAGUAAGCAGCUGGGACCCGAUGGGUGGUAAAGGUGAAGGGCUAGGUGUCCGUCCUUCAGCCUCUCGUAAAUCAGCCAUCUUAAUCACUCAUACACAGCUCUUUAUCCCAGCUCACUCCCCCCUCCACCUUCGAAUCAUCCCUUGCAAUAUUAUCCUUCUGAUUCUGCUAACAUGAAAUUACAGCUAUGCUCCAGUGUCAUUUUAGAGGAAGAGGGUCAAAUCUGUAAGUAUAUCCUGCAAUAACAGACAUGGUAGCUGCCUUGAGCAAUGGUUCCAACCCAUUCUCUGCUGAGUUAAUGAGUUGGAUCCACUAGAUAGGUCUGUUUAACACAAUAAUGCUGAUUAUGAUUAAAACCCCAGAUAAAAAAAAUCAUGGGAAAUAGAAAAUUGAAAACUACAGCACAGAAACAGGCCCUUCGGCCCAUCUCAUCCAUGCCAAACCAUCUAAACAGCCAACACCCAUUGACCUGUACCCAGACAGUCCCCCUCCCCCGCCAUCUACGUACCUAUCCAAACUUCCUUGAACAUUGAAAUCGCAUCCACCACCUGCACUGCAUUUCCAGCCUCUGAGUGAAGCCUUCCCUCAGGUUCCCUUUCAACGCCUCACUUUCCAUCCUUACGCCACCAAGUGCCUGGCAGAUUUUGCACAUUAAGAACAGCCGACGUUUUCCUCAUGGUAGUUUUUAUCGUCGGGGGGGGGGGGGGGCGUGAGUAAGUGUACAACGUCCUGUGCGCUGCAGCUCACCUAUAGUCCCGAGGGGGAGGAGCUCAGCCAGUCAGGCAACACCUAUAGAGAGAAAUAAACAGUCGAUGUUUUAGCCCCAGAGCCUACCUAUCUGCUGCCCGUUACGCUGCUGGCGUUUAGCGUUGUGAUGAAGGUCCUCCAUCUCUGGCUUCCUUUACCAUGUCAGUAGCUCGGUUUUCACUACUGUCAGUCAUGCAAGUCCUGGGUGGAGACUCAGGAAUGCCAUCGCACUCAGGUGUAGAAGGAUUCUCCAUUGCUGUUUCCGUAACAAUUUUGUUUGACCAGUCCGGGUUGUUAGCCUGAACUGAACCCCCCAAACCUGGAGGACCGGUGGAUCACUCUUAGUCUGACCUCUACCCUUUGACCUGUUUGGCAUGGGUGACCCUACCAAGAGCCAAUGCACAAGGCCCUAACUCCAGCCAGCAUAGCUCUCCGGUUUAUUGAGGCCCGCAAGCCUCCAAACCCCACGACAAGUUUGUCCUCCACUUGGAGGGCAGCCGCUAACAGUCACUAUUUAUUUCCCGCCACAGAUGCUGCCUGACCUGGAGAAUCCUUCCACGAUCUUAUGUGCAUCACCAAGAAUCUUCCACACUUUCAACUUUCACCACAGAGAAAUGCCAAAGCCUCAGGGUUUAGAAAGGGCAGACCACUGUGUUAAUUCAACAGGAAACAGCGUAGGCUGAGAUAUUGACAGUACCUCUCAAACAUCACCUCUUCGCUGACGAUUGGAAGCUAGAAAGUGCCCCAGAACACUGGGGGGGGGGGGGGGGGCAGAGGUUAAAACUUAAUCCAGAAGGUCUGAGUCAAAUCAGUACUUCAUGCCCUUCAUUAUCUGUGCCUUACAAGACUACUCACAUCAAUCGAAAAGUACAUCCACGUCCUUCAAUUGGGAACCUGUCAAAUUACACGUGUGCCAAGCGAGAAAUGUUUUUUUCUUCAGGCAGUCGGGUUGACUUGCGAACAUGGCCUUGUUGAAAGCUACAAGUGUGAUACUACUGGCGGAGCCUAUCAAUUUGCCAAGCUCAAUAUACCCCUUUACAUUUUGAAUACGAACUUGCUUGUCCCAUUAGAUCGUAGCUUUGGAAAGAGACCCGCCCUCUUGAGAGCCUUUUGCCUUCCUGAUUUUGCUCUGAUAGGAAUUGAGGCUUUUUAGUGGUGUCUUUGCAGGGUAACUGGAAGUGGAUGGGAAGUACCAGCAAUGAGUCACACAGCUCUCCUAUACAAAUGAGGAGAAACCUCCCAGAGAGUUGUGGGGGUCUGGAAUGCACUGCCUCGGAAGGCAGUGGAGGCCAAUUCUCUGGAUGCUUUCAAGAAGGAGCUAGAUAGGUAUCUUAUGGAUAGGGGAAUCAAGGGAUAUGGGGACACGGCAGGAACCGGGUAUUGAUAGUAGAUGAUCAGCCAUGAUCUCAAAAUGGCGGUGCAGGCUCAAAGGGCCGAAUCUUCUACUUCCGCACCUAUUGUCUAUAAACUUGUCUUUGCUGAGAGGCAUGAGUGUGACAGCUCUUUGUUGCGCUCUCCAACCAGUAUCCAACUCCAUUACAGUCAACUGAACAUCAGGAGUGGAUUGCAAUUACUGGCUGACACUCUUGCUCCUGCUGAGCAAAUUUUGAACUUCUCCCUUAAGUCAUUUGCUUUUCAAUCAAUCCACGCGCUUGGGCCCUCUCUCCAGUUCAACCCGCUCUUGAGCUUCUGCCCUUUGCCUCUUUGCGAAAGCUUCAAGAUCCCUCAAGCAUUCUACCCGGUGGCCAAACAUUUCAAUUCCCAUUCCGAUGUGUCGAUCCAUGCCUUCCUCUUGCGUUAAGAUGAGGCCACCCUCAGGGUGGAGGAGUAAGACCUCAUAGUCCGUCUGGGUACCCUCCAACCUGACGGCAUGGGUAUCGAUUUUUCCUCCUGGUGAAUAAACCCCCCUCCCCUUCCUCUAUUUCCCACCCUGAUCUUUUACCUCUUUCCGCCUGCCUAUUACUGCUCCUCCUCCCUUUCUCCUAUGGUCCACUCUCCUCUCCUACCAGAUUCUUCCUUCUCCCGCCCUUGAUCUUUCCCACUCACCUGUCUUCACCUUUCACCUUCCAGCUAUCCUCCUUCCCCUCCUCCACCUUUUUAUUUAUUCCGGCAUCUUCCCCCCUUCCUUCUCAGCCCAGUAUGUCGACUGUCUACUCUUUACCGUAGAUGCUACCUGGCCUGCGGAGCUCCCCCAGCGUUUGGUAUGCCCUGUCCAUAGCGUAGUCCACUCCUCCAGACCUCAGUGACUCGAGUCCCUCAGCAGACGAUCCUAGCUUCCCUCCUCGACUUAGAAUCGAUGUCACUGGUGGCCUCGGUUUAUCUGAGUUAAGCUACGUUGAAUGGAAUUCUCCAAUGAGAUCCACCCAAUGCCUUUGCAGUAAAAAGGGCCAAAGAAUCCGUGCUGGAGAUGACUUAGGAGGCGUGCAGUAUCCUCAGGGUUGGGGUUCGGGCCACACAGUGCCGCACUGAUGCAGUACCCCGCUGGAGUGACAACUCGGAGCAGAGUCUAAAGACUUUUGUGGAAGGUGCGAUUCAGUGUCAAUAGUUCGGGUGCGUUUCUCGCACUUCAGGCGCCCCCCCACCCCACCCCUCCCCGCAGUGCUGCCAAGGUUCGCUCCUGUAGAAUAAAACUUGCACAACGCUCGUUCCUGUGAGCCACAUUUACAGAGUCAUUAUAAAAUGUACCAUUAUAUAUCAAAACAAUAUUUUAAGAGGAAAUUACGAUAGCAUUACAGCCUUAAUUCACGUAGGCCUGAUAUUACACCGCUCCCUCUUCUUGCUUGCCUCCGCCAUCCAUUUUAGUUAACGAAUUAAUAGGUCUUGUUAAACGGAUUUAUCCGCUCCGCGGCAGACGCGGUGUAAUCCCGGAGCAAACUAGGACUGGUACUUCAACGGCGUUCACCCUCAGCAAAGCUUCAGCCUGUUAAUUGCCUAGACGCACAUAGCCACCGAUUGGCUUGAUGUAAAGGAUUUUUUUUAAGCAGCAGUUUUAAUAGAUUUUUUAAAAAAUGCAAGUGUAACAAAAAGAUAUGUAACAAAGUAGUUUCAAGAACAUUAUUUAUUUGGUAAAAUGCAAAUUCUAAGGUAUUUUAAACAGCUUGCAAUAUCAAAACUGCACCGGUCUAUUCUGCAACACUGCAAGAGCUUCAGUCAGAAGGUAGAAAGCCGCUUAUCGGUUGUGUUCAACGCAUGUUUAUCUGAUUUUCCCCUUCUGUGGAGAUUUCUGCAUGUAUUGCUCCUAAAUUUAAACUGUCCGCUAAACAAUUAAAAUAUAUAUAUUAA